GAAACCGAAAUCGAGAAAAUGUGAUAAGUAUCCUGGCAUGACAUGUUCUCGCACUAACCGCAGUAUCUGCCCGAACACCUAUAAUUGCAAUAAAAAGACAGGGAACUGUUGUAAACACAAGGACUUUCCAAGAGAUUGCCAGCCUGAAGUUAAUAAAACGACCGGUGUUCCGUAUAGAUGCAAGGGCUUGGGAUCGAAGUCAUGCGAGAAUGGAUAUGUAUGUGUUGGUGAGCCUCGCCGUCGGUACAGCAUGUGCUGUAAAGAUUUCCCAUGCUACGACAGCUCAGGAAAUAUUCAUAGAAAAUAUGAAGGAAAGUGGAAGGAUCCUGAUGGUUGUUCAGUUUGUACGUGUGUUUCCCAAAACUUCUCACAAUGCGAUGACUCAGCUUGCGCAAACACAUGUGGUGAAUUUUCUGAUUUCUCCCCGUGCCCACUAUCAUAUGGCCUUGCAAUUUGUGGUAAAAGGGCCCAGAUAAGGAAAUGUCGAAAUGCAAAGAACGACUUAGUAUCACAACGUAAUGCUGAACUGAACGUCACGUUUUGUUUACCCCACCCUCCUGCUCAAUGUCCUGAACCCGGGGUUCCUUUGACAUACAGCGGAUCAAUGUUACCUGGGAACGAAGUGAAGCCUAAAUUUAGAUAUGGUUGGAUAGCCCAUAUUGCUUAUGAUAACAAAACUCAUUGCAGUGGAACAAUUCUUAGUCAAAGUCAUAUCCUCACAGCUGCUAAUUGCUUCUUUGCAAAAUCUGGUUCAAAAAUGCUUAUGCCUGAUAUUAGAGACAAUAUGGGAGUUAAAACUGAGGUGACAGGUCAUCUCAACCCCAAGUCAUCUCAACCCAGUCCAACUCAACCCCAAGUCAAGUCAACCCCAAGUCAAGUCAACCCCAGUAAAACUCAACCCCAAGUCAACUCAACCCUGUAA
This is a messenger RNA of Owenia fusiformis, 922 nucleotides long. The record is from the annotation of a GenBank genome assembly. NCBI's taxonomy places the organism in Eukaryota, Metazoa, Annelida, Polychaeta, Sabellida, Oweniidae.